GGUGAUUAAAGUAGGGGCAAUUUUGUCCGAAAGUUGUAAUUGGCUGAAAUGAAAUAGAAAAUUCCCAAAUUGAAUUAAAGAUAAGGUUAUUUCCUUAAAUGCUUACGUUUUCUUCUUCGUCUCCCCCGCUGCUCCUCAACCAAAUUGCAGCCCAGUCCUCGACGCUCCUCGCUCAAUCCUCAUCGCCCCUCGCCUGCUCCUCACGAGCAUCAGUCUAUUUUUUGCCUUCGUCUCUUCUUUCCGAGGUCUGCACUGCUUGGGCAACCACAGCGGCAAGGGGUUGUCUCUCUGGGAGGCGCUUCGGCCGGUCAAAUUGGUCGGUGGCUAGACAGCGUAUUGAUGGCAUGCUAACUGUGAGAGAAGCUGUUUACUACACAGUUCAGCUACAAUUGCCGGAUUCCACGCCAGUAUUGGAGAAGAGGGAAAGUGUAGAAACGGCAAUGAGGGAAAUAGGACUGCAAGAUGCCACGGAGAAUAAGGCUGACCAAAGGACUAAGAGGUGGUUAAAAGAGAAGAGUUAGAAUUUGCCUGGAAAUUGUCACCCGCCUGAAGCUUCACUUCCUCGAUGAACCUACCAGUGAACUCAAUGGCGCAACAUCGUAUUAUGUCUUAAGCAUAAUAGCUUGGACCAAAGAGAUGGACUUAGAAGAACGAUAAUCGCAUGAAUUCAGCAGCUCGGUAGUGAAGCCUUUAAGCUUUUAUUGGGUGUUUUAGUUUGGUUGUAAUAAGAUGGGGUGUGAUCACUACAUAUGAACAAUGGGAGGUUGUUUUGUAAACUGAUCUGUUGUCUUCUCUUUCUUGUAUUGUUGUGCGCGUUGGGCGCACAUAUUAAAGUUGUAACUCAUAUGUUUUUAUCUCCUUUUGUAAUGGAAAUAUUGAAGUUCAAUUAAUUCAAGUGUUUAAUGA
Molecule: messenger RNA, 906 nt
Organism: Rhodamnia argentea
Lineage: Eukaryota; Viridiplantae; Streptophyta; Magnoliopsida; Myrtales; Myrtaceae
Exons: 2
Coding region: 99-521 (140 amino acids)
Source: RefSeq, a predicted model, not a curated record